Molecule: messenger RNA, 3177 nt
Organism: Fulvia fulva
Lineage: Eukaryota; Fungi; Ascomycota; Dothideomycetes; Mycosphaerellales; Mycosphaerellaceae
Exons: 2
Coding region: 1-3177 (1058 amino acids)
Biological process (GO): intracellular protein transport; COPII-coated vesicle cargo loading; endoplasmic reticulum to Golgi vesicle-mediated transport
Cellular component (GO): endoplasmic reticulum exit site; COPII vesicle coat
Molecular function (GO): zinc ion binding; SNARE binding
Source: RefSeq, a predicted model, not a curated record
AUGAGCUUCUCCAUCUCUUCACCGAAUGCCUCUCCUUUCGGCACUCCUGCCAACGAACGCCCCCGAGCGAAGCGAACGACAUCUCAGCUGCGUCCUGCUGUAGCGCCGUCUCCCGGUGGAUACCAACAAGGAGCACCGUCUCCCGCGGUAGUCCCAGACAGCUACUUCCCACAGCAGACCACUCCGCAACCACAACCCAACAUGAGCUACUACGCCCAGCAGCCCGGCCAGCAAGCUCCGUAUCAGCAGCAGCAGCAGCAACAGCAGCAGCAGCAACAGCAGCAGCAGCAACAGCAUGAUGGCACACAGGACGUCACGCAGCAGAUGGGCCAGAUGGGAGUCGGCGCAGGCGCACCCAACCCAGCGCGGAGGAAGAAGGAUAGACAUGCCUUCCACCAGAUCGAGCAGCCAUCUGCAGCUACACAACAGCCAUAUGGCGCUCCACCGGCAGGACCGGUCAUGAAUGGACAAGCACAGGCACAGGCACAGCCAGGCGCAGACCCGAAUGCGGCGCCGUGGCAGCAGACGACUCAGCCAUGGCAGUCGCAACAACUGCCACAACCUGGUCAGCAGCAGUUUCAGCAGCCUCAUGCUGCAGGACUUCAGCCAGCCGCCGGGAGACCGGUGGAUAUACAGCAGCAAGGCACACAGGCCCCGGGUGCGCCGAGGGUGAAUCCGGACCAGAUACCCAGUGUACCAACGAGUCGAGACAUGCCGGCUGAAUACUACAAGACUCACGUAUACCCCACUAUGGAGACCCGGGUCCCACCACCAGCUGUUACUCCUCUGGUCGCCCUCGAUCAAGGCAAUGCUUCGCCGAGACAUGCGAGACUGACACUGAACUGCAUUCCCAAUUCGCAGGAACAGCUAUCAACGACUGGAUUGCCAUUGGGUCUAGUAGUUCAACCUCUUGCGAGGCAGGCAGAUGGUGAGAACCCUAUACCUGUACUGGACUUUGGAGAUGCUGGACCACCCCGAUGCAGAAGAUGCAGGGCAUAUGUGAACCCUUUCAUGAUCUUUUCGAAUGGAGGCAACAGAAUGACAUGCAAUCUCUGUGGCCAUCCCAACGAGGUCGAUGCUGGCUACUUUGCUCCAACUGAUCCAUCCGGUAUGCGUGUCGAUCGACAAGAGAGGCCUGAGCUUAUGCUUGGUUCUUGCGAAUUCUUGGUACCAAAAGAGUACUGGUCGAAGGAGCCAGUCGGCAUGCGGUACCUUUUUCUGAUCGACGUGAGUGCGGAGAGCUGCAAUCGCGGCUUUUUGAAAGCGAUGGCGGACGGUAUACUCGCUGCACUGUACGGAGAUGAUAUUGAGUUGCCUGAGAAGAACGAGGGCGAUGAAGAGACUGAGGCCGCACCAUUGAAGCCUAGCAAAGUCCCGGCAGGUGCCAGGGUAGGCUUUGCGACAUUCGAUCGAGAAGUCCACUUCUAUAAUGUCUCUGCUGCGCUUUCGGGGCCCCAGGAGCUUGUCAUGUCGGACCUUGAGGAGCCUUUUACGCCGAUCUCGAACCAACAUCUAUUUGUGGAUGCUGCAGAAUGCAGGACGAACAUCAUCACCCUCCUGCAGCGUAUGCCGUCCAUGUUCGAAAGGAUCAAGCACGCUGAGCCUGCACUCCUACCAUCGUUGCAAGCCGCACUAUUUGCGUUGUCUGAUACUGGUGGCAAGGUAUUGUGCAGUCUUGCAAGCCUUCCGACAUACGGGCCUGGUCGCCUGACUGUUCGUGACAAGGGCAUGCAGACAGCCAGCAAUGACCACCCCGAACAAGAGAAGGUGUUGCUUAGAACAGAGAACCCAGCUUUCAAGAAGAUCCAGGCGGACAUGGUCAAAGCCGGAGUAGGCAUCGACUUCUUCCUUACCGCACCUGCUGGUGGGUACCUCGACAUUGCCACGAUUGGCCACGUCUCCGAGAAAACUGGCGGCGAGACAUUCUACUACCCGAACUGGGCUUGGCCUCGUGAUACGCUCAAGCUUGCAAAAGAGCUUAGCCAUUGCGUACAGCGCGAGCAAGGCUAUGCCGUCUUGAUGAAGGUGCGCUGCAGUAAUGGCUUGCAGAUCGCGCACUACAGCGGCAACUUUACACAACACACCUUCGGCGCCGAUCUAGAGAUGGGAUCGGUAACGGAAGACAGCUCAGUCGCAGUAACCUUCAGCUACGACGGCAAGCUCGAGACACGCAACGAUGCUCAUUUCCAGUCGGCGCUGCUUUACACGACCUCUUCGGGACAGCGACGCGUACGAUGCACAAACAUGGUCGCUACGGUUGUCGAGAAUGCGCGAGACAGUCUGCGCUUUGUGGACCAAGACGCAGUCCUUUCAAUCCUUGCCAAGGAGUCUGCAUCCAAAAUCCCGGAUCGAUCACUGGCUGAUGUCAGGCAAGCCCUACAAGACAAAGCCAUUGAUAUACUCGCAGGUUACCGCAAGCAUCAUUCGGAGUCGCACCCACCAGGCAAGCUUGUGAUGCCGGAGAAUCUUAAGGAGUUCGCCAUGCUCGUACUCGGCCUCGUGAAGUCAAGAGCUUUCAAGGCUGGCAAGGAGCCCAGCGACCGACGUGUUCAAGAGAUUCGCAUGGUCAAGUCCAUGGGUGCUGCAGAACUCAGCUUGUACCUAUACCCAAGAAUAAUCGCCAUACACAACCUUGAGCCAGGGGAAGGCUUUGCAGAUGAGAACGGUCAUCUGAAGAUGCCUCAAGGCGUACGAGCCAGCUUUGCAAUGCUUGAGGACGGCGGUGCAUACUUGGUCGAUAAUGGACAGAUGUUGAUCCUCUGGCUUCAUAGCGCGGUCAACCCGAAUCUACUGGAGGACUUGUUUGGCGAGGGAGUUGAUGCGCUCGACAAGCUGGACCCUAACCUCAAUGAGUUACCAGUUCUUGAGACACUGCUCAACGCACAGGUGCGAAACAUUCUGCUCGCACUUGAGCAAGGCGCAGGUACGGGCCGAGGCUCGAAGGGACUCUCAAUACAGCUCGCUAGGCAAGGUCUAGAUGGUGCCGAAUUUGAGUUUGCAAGAUUGUUGUACGAAGAUCGCAAUGGCGAGGCCAGUAGCUACGUGGACUGGUUGGUCCUGUUACAUCGUAGUGUCAACAUGGAGCUCUCUGGUCAGAGAUCGAAGUCUGCCGCCGACGGCAAGAACUUCACCGAUACGGUCUCGACAAUCGCAAGCAAUGUGCCAUUCUGGGGUUGA